Messenger RNA from Formica exsecta, 1708 nucleotides. RefSeq names its product arrestin domain-containing protein 17-like. Gene Ontology annotation, cellular component: cytoplasm. Gene Ontology annotation, biological process: protein transport. Bases 148 to 1425 code for a protein of 425 amino acids. The record is from RefSeq and is a predicted model, not a curated record. Lineage: Eukaryota; Metazoa; Arthropoda; Insecta; Hymenoptera; Formicidae. The transcript has 8 exons.
ACGUCGCGAAAGGAUUCAUACUCAGUCGUCAAGCGUCCCGUUUACCUGUUACAUCUAGUGUUUCCCGCUUCGGAUCCCGCACCGGCGUGAUCGAUCACUCGACCUCGAUCCGACUCGAUAAAAAACGAGAUCUCGACACAUUCCCAGAUGCCGUCGCUGAGAACUUUUCGCGUCGAGUUUGAUCGGCCAGGUGCUACUUACGCGCCCGGCGAGCUAGUCACCGGCAACGUUAUCGUCGACCUGGUCAGGGAGAAAUCCAUCAGAGCACUGAAAUUGUCAGUUAAGGGAGAAGCUAAUGUUAGCUGGAAGAGAUCAAGAACUGUCAACGAUUCAAAAUCUCGCAAUCGCACCCAGGUUGAUCAUCUCCGAGCAAACGAGCAAUAUUUCAACCUGACUUAUUAUCUGUUCGCGAACACAACAGGUGAUGGCGAAGUGCGGAUGCCAGCAGGGUUUCAUAAAUACCCUUUUAAUUUUUCACUACCCUAUAACAUACCAUGUAGCUUGGAACAUCUAAACGGUCACAUCAGAUAUACGACGAAAGCGAUUAUUGAUAGACCAUGGAGAUUCAAUCACGAGUGCAAGAUCGCAUUUACCGUCGUCGCAUCUUACGAUUUGAACGCUCAUAGUCAACAAUGUCUCGGCGUAGACGACGAAACGAGUGAAAAAUUCUAUAAUCUCUGCUGUUGCAACAUAGGCACGAUAAACGCGCGUAUUAAAAUACCGACAACGGGAUUCGUUCCAGGACAGUCGAUAGAUACGACGAUCAAUUUGAAUAAUAUCAGCACUAUCAAUGUGAGAAAGAUCUGCGUCAAACUGGAACGAUCUUUGGAAUUCCAUGCAAAAACGCCGUAUACUUCGACUAAAAAGGAUAAAGCGGUCGUAAAGGCUGAUGAAAAUAUAGGACCGUUUGACCAACAAGUCGACGUUGUGUCACGAUUACAAGUUCCACCGAUACCACCAUCCCAAUUGGAAUUUUGCAGCAUAAUAGAUCAGAAAUAUACGUUAUGCAUUACAAUUCACGUUUCAGGAAUGCAUUGCAACAUCACCAAGACUUAUCCGAUUUUGAUCGGGACAAUCCCACUGUGCCCAAUAAUUUCAUCUGUACCUUAUACACAAACCAUACAGCCUACAGCUCCUAUGAUGCAAUACAAUGACCCGCCCCCGCCAAUGCCGAUGUCUCCAGACUAUGCUCCACCAAAUUUGCCUUACCCAGGACCUGAACCCAUAGAUUUUAUCUCUGCAGAUCAACCUAGCACUUCGGUUAACCAAUGGGAUAUACCGCCGCCAUCAUAUGAAGAAUGUAUACAAAGAGCGGAUAGUAUUAAAGAUCACGAUGAAUCUAAUUACGUGCACGGUGCUAACGAGCCUUUCGCACCAAGAUAUCCAGUCUUUAAUUUUCCCACGCCUUAUCCACCUGGAAAAUAAGAUGAAAUAUCCAUUCGAAAAAUAAGCAUAGAUAAAGCGGAGAGAGGAAUAUACCUCAUACCACCGACAAAGUUUUUUCUAUUUGACGCGCUUGCCGCAUAAUACACAAUCAAGCAUGCUAGAAAAAUGCAAACUCUGUGAUCACUACCUAAUAAUAUAUUCAAAUAUUAGUUGUUUUUACGUAUAAAUUGUGACCAUGUAUAUUUUUAUACUUUAUAACAUACUCUAUUUACGAUUAUGAAUGUAUCACGUUUUACGAAUAAAUAAUACGUAUUAUGUAUAA